GCGUACAUUUUACAUUUAUGUACUAUGAAAGAGAAUGCAUUCAUCCACAAUUUCAACAUGAACAAAAGAAAAUAAAACGCAUACGCAUACACACACGCACACAACAAUAAACAUUUGAGUCACCAUCGCACACAGUUCAUUUCUAACACCAACAACAACGAGAACCUGUUCGUAUUGUGUCUAUGGCUGCACAUUCGCACAUAUCUGUGCAUACAACAAGCAAACGCAUUUGUGUUGGUAAGGUUGAGAUAAUGUCAGACGACGCUUGUGUGCGAGCAAACACACAACUUGUACAGUACACAUAACACCCAAGUGCACACAGCCAUUCAGUUAUCCGUAAACAGUUGAUCGGCAAUGACAUACGUCUUUUCGGCGGUGUUUAUCAAAAUUUCAAGUUAUCGAACAUAUAGUGAGUGGCCGAAAAAUAUGUGAUUUCGUCAAGCUGAAGUAAAUUUGUAGUAAAUACUUGAACAAAACAAAAAAAACGAAAAUAUAAUAUAAUCAAAGAAAAUAUAAAAUAUUAAUUGAAAUAAAAAAAAAGAAAUAUUAGCUGAAAAAUUGUUUUGUGGAUCAAAUGUUGUUUGAGUUUUGUGAACAAUUGAAGAGUACGAAAAAAAAGUAAAAAUCAAAAUUGGUAAACAAAUUUUUCUGCGACAUAAAUUGAUACAAAAAAGGCUUCGAUCAGUGUUUUAGUUUGGUGAAAAUAAAUUAGUAAACAAAAUUUUUGCGUUACACACAAUCACUUUCCUCAUGAUGGAGGAUGCACCGCUCAUGCAAACUGAGCUGCCCAGCAUGAUAGGUGGCGGACUUGUAAAUGGAAUGAGCAUCGGUAUUAGUAAUGGCGGCGGUUCAAUUUCACAUCGACCACAUCGACAACAUUUUCACCAUCAUCGUUACGGUCCAUAUCCAUUACAUCGGCCACAUUUACAACCUGUAUUUUUUCAUUCGAAUCAACAGCAACGACACAUUGGACUGAGUCAUCAACCGCAGCAAUCUCAACAAACCACAUCUUCGUCAUCAUCAUCAUCGUCAUUGGUGCAUUCACAAAAGCUCAUCGAUUCAACGAAUAUUGCGUCGGAGGAGCAAAAUGAACCAGAGGGAACACAUAUUACCCACUUGUAUCCGGAAAUUUUAACGCAAAUUUUUUCGAAACUAAGCGUACGCGAUCGAGGCCGAGCCGCUCAAGUAUGCACAGCAUGGCGUGAUGCUGCAUAUGAAAAACGUGUAUGGAAAGGUGUUGAAGCUCGAUUACACUUACGACAAAAGAAUAACAAUUUAUUCACAUCAUUGCAACGACGUGGUAUUCGCAAGGUCCAGGUGCUAUCGCUUCACCGAACAAUAAAAGAUGUUAUCUCCGGUGUACCCAAUUUAGAGACGUUGAAUUUAAGCGGCUGCUAUAGCAUUACUGAUUCAAAUCUAUGCAAAGCAUUUAACCAAGAUUUGCCGAAUUUAAAAAUUCUCAAUUUGUCACUGUGUAAACAAAUCACCGAUACAAGCCUCAAUCGAAUAGCAUACCAUUUGAAAAAUCUAGAAAUCUUAGACCUGGGAGGUUGUUGUAACUUAACAAAUGCAUCAUUGUCCGCCAUUGCCAUAAAACUGAAGAAAUUACAACGAUUAAAUCUACGAUCAUGUUGGCAAAUUACCGACCAGGGAAUUUGCCAAUUGGCCGGUUUGAAUAAAGAUAAAACAGCCGUCGCAUCACCAUCCGAUCAAUCGCUUACAUUGAAAUAUCUUGGUCUACAGGAUUGUCCACGUCUUACCGAUGAAUCGUUGAAAUACAUUUCACAAGGUCUCCCAACCGUUGAAUCGAUUAACUUAAGCUUCUGUGUAUCAGUUACCGAUAGCGGCUUAAAGUACCUAGCGCGCAUGCCAAAUCUAAAGGAGCUCGAUCUACGAGCAUGUGAUAAUAUAUCAGACAUUGGUAUGGCUUAUUUAACUGAAGGUGGAUGCACGGUUACCUCCCUCGACGUAAGUUUCUGUGAUAAAAUUGGUGAUCAAGCAUUGAAUCAUCUAUCACAGGGUCUGUUUCAUAUGAAUUCGCUAAGUUUAAAUCAUUGUCAAAUCACCGAUGAAGGUCUUAUGCGCAUUGCCAAGAACUUACUUGAUUUGGAAACACUUAACAUCGGCCAAUGCGAUAAGGUCACCGAUAAAGGACUACAAUCAUUAGCAGAAUAUCUACACAAUUUGCAUUCCAUCGAUUUGUACGGAUGCACUCAACUCUCGCAAAUGGGCUUGGAUGCGAUCAUGAAAUUACCAAAGUUGACAAGAGUGAAUUUUAGCCUGUGGCUUGUAAGGUGAUGGAGAUCUGGAAUUUUUUAAAUGAAAUUCAUUUAACUCAGUUAAGUGAGACCUUGUCUCUUUGUUUGUAACCAAAAUCGAAAGUUAUAUUUUUGGUCGAUGUGCGGUUUCAACAAUAGGUCUCAGCGGAAGCAAAGACAAAAUGAGAUGAAACGUCGUCAUUUCGCAAAAAAAAAAAUUAUAGUUCUGUAAAAUUUAUUACAUUCAUCUUGAUUCGGCUGUUUAAGGCUAUGUGCCAUCUGAACGUUAUCAGAUAGAAAUUAUGCAAUAUUCUAUGCAACAUUGCAAUAGAAAUAUAAAACUUAACGCUCUUCUCUCAUACGUAUUUCAUCUAUAUAAAUAAAAUAUCCGAUUUCCAAACAAGGUUUUUGGAUGAUCCAUUAUUCCAUUCCAAUAUUCCUAAUUCAUACAUAUUACGUAUGUCAAUAUGUUAUUAAAAUUGAUUAUUGAUUCAGAUUCGGACAUAAUUUUCUUUUCAAUUGCAAGACAAAGCUAAUAAAUAGUAAGAUUUGGCGAAUUUAAUUCAAAAUAGAUAAAAUGAACUAUACAAUACAAACAAGAAACAAAACUGGAAACCAAUUCAACUUAAAGAGCAACACAGCCAUUUGCAUUGUUCCAAUACAAUUCAAACAACUUAAUUAACGCCGCACUUUCGUGUUUUUUUUUUUGUUUCAUUGUUACCUGAAUGUUAUUUUUUUAUAUUUAAAUCAUGAAAAUACAAAAGCGAGAAAGAAAAAUAAAACAAUAGUCAACUGAAUGAUAGAAAUAAGAUUGGCUUUGCUUUCAGUUUCAUUCAUUUAUGAGUACAUUGUAUACAAUAUCAAGUAAAAUGCAAAUCAUUAUAAAAAUGUAUUCCCUUGCAAAUACAAAUCAAUGAAAAAAAAAAAUGAAAACAAAACCAAGAACAACCUAAAACUAAGCAAUAGAAAUAAUAAUAAAAUUGUUCAAUUAAAUUCGUAAAGCGUUACAGAACUGGUUCUGUAUAACUGCAUUGAACAAAUAUUUGAAAAUAAUCAUGAAAGAAAAAAAUAUUUAAAUCACUAAUACAACAUUUAGGAAGAUUAGCUUUUUUUCAAAUUCUUUUAUGUUUCUACAAAAAAAAAAUGUUUAAAAAUGUACAUUUCCUUCUGCUGAUGUUUUUUUUUAAAUCAAAUAUUCUUUUUUAUAAUUGUAUUAAGAAACGUUAAUUUCGUUUACUUUGGUUUAUAUUUGGAUUUAUUGAAAAUUAAUUUGAAGGUUCUACUAUUUUUGUUUUAGAUUUUUUUAUGAUAUACAAGUUCAAAAUGUAUGUUUUCAUUUGAUAUUAUUAGAUAAAAAAAAAUCUGAAAAAACCACAUGUUUACGAAAUUUUUUUACUGAAAAUGUGAGUGAUAAAUACAAAGAGACGGAGUGGAAGAAAAAGAGACAAAACACGACUAAAUCAAACCAAAAGUUGAAAAUUAUAUUAUAUACAAAUUAAAUUGAUUGCAUUUGAAAAUGAAGAAAAAAUAAAAUAAACAAACACAUUGUUUUUGCGUUAAGAAUUUUUGUAUAGACGAUUUCCAACAUUAGAGAAAAUGAAAUUAUAGUUUUAUGUUAAAAGAAUGAAAUGUUGGAAGAACGAAAGAGGAAAGACAGAAGACGAAAUGUCACAAAUAUGUGUAUUGUAUAUAUAUUUUUACCUAAAAACAUUGUCAUUUUUGUUUUCAACAAAAUGCAAUUGCAACAAAAAUAAGGAACAACUUUUUUUUAUGUUUAUUGCUAAAAACUAUUCUACGAUUAUUAUUACGAUUAU
Contarinia nasturtii (swede midge) is the source of this 4072-nucleotide messenger RNA. It is a transcript of the gene Ppa, whose product is annotated as F-box/LRR-repeat protein 14. Gene Ontology annotation, biological process: SCF-dependent proteasomal ubiquitin-dependent protein catabolic process. The record is from RefSeq and is a predicted model, not a curated record. The transcript has a single exon. Gene Ontology annotation, cellular component: SCF ubiquitin ligase complex. NCBI's taxonomy places the organism in Eukaryota, Metazoa, Arthropoda, Insecta, Diptera, Cecidomyiidae. Gene Ontology annotation, molecular function: protein binding. The coding region runs from base 751 to 2298 and encodes 515 amino acids.